Ambispora leptoticha is the source of this 306-nucleotide messenger RNA. Lineage: Eukaryota; Fungi; Glomeromycota; Glomeromycetes; Archaeosporales; Ambisporaceae. The record is from the annotation of a GenBank genome assembly.
GAUCAUAAAUAUUUCGAUCGCAAGUGCUCCGAAUGGAAUAUUCUUGAGUUUCUAGACGAAUGCGAAUUAGAACCGUUCGGAAAGAAGAUAGAAUGUUAUCUUACGUCCCUCGAAGUAAUAGCUAAUUGUGGGACAGACCGAAGACGCCAGCUAGCACAACUGUUACUCGAUCAGUAUAAGCAGGCAAGCUUCGAGCCGAGCCACGAAGCUGGUAUUAGGGCGUAUACGAUCUUUGAGGUCGUCUUACAUUCAAGGCUUCGAGCCGACCCGGUGGGAUGGAAAAUCAAUAGGCGUGUUUACCGGUAA